Molecule: messenger RNA, 3096 nt
Organism: Trichoderma gamsii
Lineage: Eukaryota; Fungi; Ascomycota; Sordariomycetes; Hypocreales; Hypocreaceae
Exons: 2
Coding region: 1-3096 (1031 amino acids)
Biological process (GO): nuclear envelope organization
Cellular component (GO): meiotic nuclear membrane microtubule tethering complex; nuclear envelope
Molecular function (GO): protein-membrane adaptor activity
Source: RefSeq, a predicted model, not a curated record
AUGACGAAUGGAGGAGGCCGAGGAGGGAGACUACGGUCGAGGGAUCGCGGACAUGCUGAGCGAGGGCCUACGCGGACGGAAGUCGAAGAUUUUAAAAAACCUAAUCUUCCUACUUUGAAGGGUGCGCCCAGUGCAAGACGCCAAUAUGCGUAUGGCGCCGCGACUGAACCUUCUGCCCCUCGACGCCUCAGCAGUGACGGCAUGCCACUGAGCCUCGAGGAAGCGAUGAACGAUGUUCUUCAGAGACAAGAACUUCAGGAGGCCGAGGAAGAGAGAGAGCUGCGGCGACUUCACUCCAAUUCACAAACGGCUCAUCGAUAUGAUCUCACAAGGGAACCUACUUCAAGCGACCAUGAUUCAGAAUUGGGCUCAGACGAUGAGACGAAUCAACAGCCGCAUUCAUCAAAGUUGGCGAGAACAGAUGCCACUGCAAAACUGGCCUUCGACAGAUCGUUCCACCAAGAUGAAGAUGGAGAGGUAACCGAAGGAGACGAUGAGGACGGAGAACUCACUCCCACCGAAAGCGACGACUCUGACUUGCGCAGCUUCGACGCUGAAGGCGAUUAUUUUGGUAACGCCUCAUUAAGACUUUCACCGAUGCCGCAACUAAAACCAGCCCACCAACCUGUUCCGCUAAAUAGAAAGGCAAAUCACCGCCGGCCACUGGUUUCGUCUCUGGGGACAACACAAGACCAGUAUGAUCGGACCACCCCAGAUCGAGUCAAUCCGACUCCAAACAGAGCUUGGAGCGCUGUCAAGAGCCUUUUAGGGGGAAGGAUUCUUGGGCCUGUCAGUCCUCCCGAGUCUGACUCUCAAUUAAGCCAGACGGCUGGCACGAGUAGACCAACCGAACAGAAUCAAGCGAGGACACGCGUUCAGAAACCACCCGCCACUACAAAUGGAGCAAGUCAAUCGCAGGACAAAGAUCAACGGGCGGUUCUUACUCGAAGAAAUGUCGGCAGCUCUGCUCCUUUUCCUCCAACCAUCGCUGCCAGGCAACCUCGCUCUCGCUUUGCAUCGGAUCACAGCGAAUUGGAUGAUGCCGUGCAGAAUAACAUCCGAGAGGCGGAAAGUUACGCUCUGCAUAUGCGUCAAGGCACCUUGCGACGAAUCCUCGCGUCUCUAUUUCCCUGGGGCUUUAGGCUACAAUUUCCACCCAGAGACACACAAUACAGAGACGGAGACAAUGAUUCUACCACAUCCUCCGAUAUUGGCUCUGACUUUGAUUCAGAAGUCGAUUCCGCAGCCACCGACGAUUCCAUAAACUGGCAGCAGCUGUUUAAUCCACUCACAUAUUUACGGGCCAUCUACUGGGUGUUCAGCUCCAUGAUAGACAGCAUCACCAGCUUUGUCUCUGAAUUUUCCUCUGGCUUUUUCUCAGAGACUGUCCGGCGGCGGCUCUCGGUUAUUGGCGAGGCGAUAGUAUACACCGUCAGUGGCUUUUCCAUCCUUAUGCUGGCCGUUGUCCUAUCCAGCAUUGCCAUUGCCAAUUUACCAAGCUUGGAUGAGCUACCUGUUAUUUCUGUUCCAUCAGUGUCAAUACCAACGCCACCUGGCUUUGGAGACCUUGCUUCUCGAAUUGGAAACUUCAUUCCGUCCAUUUCCUGGCCUUCACGAAGCGCGUGGGAUGAGUUUCCAGAACUGGAUGACCUGCGAGGUGACAAGUAUGCUGAAUUUGAGGGUCUAAUCAACCAGGUAUUACGAGAUCUCCGCCUGAUGAAGGGUGCUGGGAAGCUUCACGAGUCAUCAAUCGAGAAGCUAAACACAGUCGUCCCCAAGAUGGUACACAUGACGCUCAAGGACGGAAAACCAGUCAUUACACAAGAGUUUUGGCAUGCCAUGCGAGAUUUGAUUGAGAAAGACGGCAGCUUCCCGAUGCUAAACAAGAAGGGCAAUAAUUACGAACCAUCAACGGAGAAGCAAUGGAAGGACAUUGCCGCGUGGGUGGCAGGACGUCCUGAAAUCGCCUCCAAAAUCACUGAAGGGAACGACGCGAUUGCCAAAAAGCUACCGCACAUGUGGGAAGCAUGGGCAGGUGAUAAUCAGCGCAGAGUUGAGCAAACACUCCGUCCCAUCCUUGACAAGAUGAAAAUCACCGGAUCUCUCUCGGAUAAAGAUCUUGAUAAGCGCCUUGAUCAGAUAAUCAAGAAGCAUGUUGAGAGCACCAAAAGCGAUAGCACUGUCGUCACUCGCGAAUAUUUCCUGCAGUACUUGAAGAACGAGUUUGCUGCUCACUGGUCUGAGAUGAAGGCCGAAAUCAACGAGCUGCAACCCAGACUAGAACAGCAGAUACGUGACUCUCUCGAGCUGGCCAAGAAGGAUGAUUCUUCGAGCCUAACGCGCACAGAAGUUACCAAACUUGUUGACAGAUCAAUACGUAACGCUAUUGCUGAUCUCAACCUGGAGGCUAUGGCCAAGGGCCAGAUUCGUGCGCACUGGGAUACCGAUCUAAAGAACCAAGUCAACUACUUUGGAGUCGGCGCAGGAGCUAUUGUGGACGUCAAACAGACAUCUACAACAUUCAAGCCAGACGCGAAAUAUCUCAACGACAAGGGUCUCAAGGGUGCCCAACCAUAUCCACCUAUAGAAGCUCUGCUCCCUUGGCAUGACGACGGUGAUUGCUGGUGUGCUGCGCGCGAGGUCAACAAGCGCGGUAACCCACAUGGUGCUAAGCUGAGCGUCCUCAUGGGUCAUUCCAUCAUCCCUCAGCACCUUGUGAUUGAACACAUCUUGCCCGGCGCGACGACGAACCCCGGAGCCCGACCUCGCCAAAUCGAAGUAUACAUUAAGAUUGAGGACAGAGCUGUGCGAGAGCGCCUCCUGGACUUUGCGGCGGCACAUUACCCCGAAGAUCAAUUCGACUGGAACUAUACGCCGGCUGAUUUGCCUUUUCAGUUUGUGAAAGUCUCGCAAUUUGUAUACGAGGGCGCAGAGUUGCAUGAUGGCGUCCAUGUCCAUCGCCUCAGCAGCGAACUCGUCGCUCUUAACGCGGAGACGGACCAAGUGAUUGUUCGGGCCGUGAGCAAUUACGGUGCUCCGAAUCACACGUGUUUCUACCGCAUUCGUCUCUACGGGUACAAAGAAGAUGAUAUAUAA